AGUUGUUACAAACACUUCAAGCGAUUAAGUACACAGGGUAAAAUUAAAAAGAAAAAAAAACAUUUAUUUACUCGAUUUAUUUAGCAUAAAUUUAUUCAACUCAAACUUAACGCAUUGAAACGCAUACAUAAGUUAAAGCGAAGAAAAUAUGUUCAAAUAUUGUAUGAAAGAGACAUAAGCGCAAUGACAACUAAAGAUUUUUAUAUGGCGCCUAGGAAUUCAGGCUACUUCCGGUUAAAAACGGAAAUUAAUAUUUACACUUGAUUUUACACUUAAAACAAAUGGCUAGAAUUAGUGAUUAAAAAUGUGCAGAAAAAAGAAAGUAAAAGUGAAAAUAACGAAAGAAACAAUAAAUCAAAUUAAAGAUAACUAAAUAAAUAAUGUUUUUUUGGGGUUUGGAGUGGCAAAUAAUUAAUGGUAAAAACAAGUAAAAUUUGUAAAAUACAUUGAAGGAAAUAAAACGGAACGGAAACAUGGGAUUCAACUUUGACAGUGAUCGUUUGUCGUUUUCCGAGCCGGAUUUGCCAGCAUCUCUGAAACAUUUAGAUCGUUUUGUUAUUAAACAUCCGCACGAGUAUAUCACAGUAGAUGAAUUGAAAUUUUAUAGAAGACGAAAACCACCAGAACAUUUAACAAAAAGUAAUAUUUGUUUGACGGAUUUAAAGAAUGAUUUAGUGCUUCCUUUUAGUCCUUUAAAGUCGGAAUAUAGAAGAAGUUAUCUUGAUUUGGCACCAUCGCUUAGAACGCUGUCGCUAAGAAAAGCCACCUCUUUGCGUUUGGAAGGUUUAAUGCCCUUGAAUAGAUCGGAACAUCAGGAUCGUUAUCUGUGGUUUACACCAGAAGACUAUAAAAGCUCUCGUUCAUAUCCUAUGAAAAAACCUGAAAGUUUACAUUUUACUGGUGGUUUUGAUAUGGAGCCUGAAUAUCGUUCAUCCUAUGUUAUGUAUCCCAUGGUAGAUCGUGCCACCAAGAUUUUACCCAGAGAAAUGUUCAGUUUACAAUCUCCUGUUAAAACAAAUAAAACGUUGGAAAAGUCUUCGGUUGAUGUGGAAUUAAUUCAAAAAGUAAAUGAAGAUAAAGUGAAACGCGAAAAGGCCAGUGAUUUGCAACAAGAGUGUCAUUUGCAAAGAAGAGCCAUCACUGAUGAAAGCCACUUUAAUGUUACACCCUCCGAAUAUCAAAGGCAAUUUGUGCCACAACUCAUUGAAAAGGCUCACUCUAUACCUCAAAUGAGUCACAUUAAAAUGCAGGGUGAUUUUCAUACCAUACCCGAGUAUCAAGACAGUUUUAAGAUGUAUGCCAGUUAUUCAAAGCCCAUGCCCAUUAUAAAGAGUGAUAAUUUACUCAUGUCGGGUUCAGAAAUUCAAAUAAAUCCCAAUGAGAAUUCCAAAACUAUGCCGGAGUAUCGCGAAAAAUUCCACGAUUUACCCAAAGAGAUGGUAAAAGAGAAAUCUUUGAAAACCGAAGAUCAUUUAAGACCAAAUGGAGAUUUUUCAAAAGAUGUGCCAGAAUAUUUUGAGAGCUUCCGUGAUCCCCAAGUUAAACAAUUGCCCGAAAAGGGUAAAUGCCGUGAACCUUAUCUGCAUUUGAAAGGAAAACUCGAAUUUAAUCCAGAAUAUAGAAAUACCUACUUAAACUUUCCGCGCUCUAGACCAAUAGUACCAAAACCCACUUCCACUUUCCGUUUGCCCACCUCUAAUACCACCACUACUACAAACUCUUCCCGCAAUCGAUCUUCUGUUUCACCACGCAAAUAUGAAGGAGCUUCGAACUCAACACCGAGUAUUGUAGAACCGGAAACUGAUAUUACAAUAACACCCGAAUACCGUAGAGCCUGUUAUAAUUACCAAAUACGCGAAAGAUCGCCCAAACAAAAAGCCAUUAUAGAAACUCCAAUGCCUAAAGAUGGUAAGAAAUUUCAUCGCAAAUCGGUUUCACCGCAAUAUCAAAAAACCAACACUGCCCUAAAUCGUCAACGCCGACCACUGAUUUUGGAGUCUCCUCAAUCUUCUUCACCAGGCCUGGAAAACAUCGGACAGCAAUACAAACAACAAAAGACACCCAAAUUUGGACGACGUGCUACUGGGUCAGUUUUAAAGAAUGCUGAAAAUUGUCGUGCAAACACUUCGAUAAUUGAGGGAAAUCCCAAGUACACAAUGACACAGCGUAAAGAUGCCUAUAAUUCCGAAAAUAUACACGAUUCAUUUGUUGUUUUGGAAAAUAACCCCUUUAAACGUUCCCACUGGAUGAAAUAGUAUUAAGUCUAACAAAUUUCAAAUAUUAAAUGCAAUAAAAACUAAAUCCAAAC
Messenger RNA from Lucilia sericata (common green bottle fly), 2308 nucleotides. RefSeq lists its product as uncharacterized. Lineage: Eukaryota; Metazoa; Arthropoda; Insecta; Diptera; Calliphoridae. Bases 474 to 2255 code for a protein of 593 amino acids. The record is from RefSeq and is a predicted model, not a curated record. The transcript is spliced from 3 exons.